GCGAUUGGGUUGUCCAUCACGGAUCGUCUCGUAAAGCGCAACCUAGCAGUGUGGCCUCGAAAACUGCAUUUAUUAUUUCAUUUUUACCUUUGUACUCAUUCGUCCAUCGUAGGAAAAACUGCCCUUUAUUAGUUCUUCGUGUCAGGAUUGACUCAACUCGUCUCAGUGACCUUUGACGCGUCUCUUCUCAGACUGAGCUUGCUAGCUAGCUUAGCCUGCUAGUUAGCCUAGCUUCUUAGCUGCUAACAAAGAGACGCGGAAGUGAUGAAAAGACAUCGCUAAGAAGAGAUCAAGUUGUCCUGCAAACAUCUGUGAAGAACAUCUCCCUUUACAAGAGAAGUGGAGCAGGAGGAGCCACAGUCCUCCCCCAUUAAAAAGGAAUGGAAGGCACCACAGACCCCUUACAUUAAAAAGGUAAAGUAGGACCCACUCUCCCCUCAUUUGAAAGAGGAAGAGGAGGAACACAGCAUCAGUCAGCAGGGAGAGCAUCUUGAAGGACUGGAGGAGGUUGAUGUCACCAAGAUGCCAGUGACUGGUGUCCCUGUGAAGAGUGAAGAUGAUGAUGAACAUCUUCCUGAGCAGCAGAAGUGGAGCUUCAGGAUGGCGACGGAGGAGCCACAGCCCUCCCACAUUAAGGAGGAAGAUGCGGCGCUACAGACCCGGCACAUCAAAAAGGCAGAGGAGUACCCACUGGCCCCUCACAUUAAAGAAGAAGAGGAGGAACACAGCAUCAGUCAGGAGGGAGAGCAUCUUGAGUUCCCAGUGAUUGGUGUCAUUGUGAAGAGUGAAGAUGAUGAGGUCAAAGGUGAGAGUGAGGAGAAGAGAGGGGCGGAGCCUCCAAGCAGCAGCUCAACUCAACACAUGACAACAGAAGCUGAUGGAGACCACUGUGGAGGAUCACAAGCAGACAAGCUCUUAGCUCCACUAUCAGAUAGUGACGACAUAAGUUCACACUCUCCUGACACUGAUGAAGAAGACUCUAAAGAUGAUAAGACAUGUCACACUGCCAACACACACUUCACGUGUUCUCACUGUGAUAAAACCUUUAGUAAUCGCUAUCGGAAAGUACACAUGAGAACACACACCGGGGAAAAACCUUUUUCUUGCUCAGGAUGUGGGAAAUGUUUUUCAAGAAAAAAUGUGUUGAAAAAACACAUGCAAAUACACACUGGAGAAAAACCUUUUUCCUGCUCGGUAUGUGGUAGAAGUUUUGUGUUAAGUCAAAAUUUGAAAGUGCACAUGAGAACACACACUGGAGAGAAGCCCUUUUCCUGCUCAAUCUGUGGCAAAAGUUUUACACAAAGUCAGUGUUUGAAAAAACACAAAAGAUUACACGCUGGAGAAAAUGAUGAUGAAGACUCUAAAGAUGAUAAGACAUGUCACACUGACAACACACCCCUAGGAUGUUCUUACUGUGACAAAGCUUUUAAAUAUCCUAGUGAUCUAAAAGUACAUAUGAGAACACACACAGGAGAAAAACCUUUUUCCUGUCCAGAAUGUGGUAAAGGUUUUGCAACCAAUCAAAAUGUGAAAGUACACAUGAGAACGCACACUGGUGAAAACCCGUUUCCCUGUUCAAUAUGUGGUAAAGCUUUUGUACAAAAGAGUGGUUUGAAAAUACACAUGAGAAAACACAGUGGGGAAAACCCUUUUACUUGUUCAAUCUGUGGUAAAAGUUUUACAAGAAGUUCAAGUUUGAAAUUACAUAUGGAAAUCCAUACUGGAGAAAAACAUUGUUACUGUUCAAUCUGUGGUAAAGGUUUAGCACAUAAUAAACAAUUGAAAGUACACAUGAGAAUACACUCCGGCGAAAAACCUUUUACCUGUUCAAUCUGUGGUAAAGGUUUUGCAAAAAGUAGCAAUUUUAUAAUACACAUGAGAAUACACACCAGAGAAAAACCGUUCAUGUGUUCAAUUUGUGGUAAAAGGUUUUCACAAAGUCCACAUUUGAAAAUACACAUGAGAACGCACACUGGUGAAAAACCAUAUUCCUGUACAAGCUGCAACAAAGGAUUUUGUGUACGCUCAAAACUUGUAGCACACAUGAAAACACACACGGGUGAGAAAGUGUUGAGUUGCAGUGUGUGUGGUGAGAGAUUCUCUUCUAAGAACCAGUGUAAGAAACACAAGUGUGCUGGUGAGAACAGCAGCAGCAAAUGAAGAUGCAGGAUUUGAAUUAUGCUGUCAAAACUUGCAUUAAUAUACAGCAUUGUGUACUUUUAUGUAAAAAACAACAACAAUAUGUCUGAACAGGUGAAAGUAAACAGUACCAA
Molecule: messenger RNA, 2273 nt
Organism: Nerophis lumbriciformis (worm pipefish)
Lineage: Eukaryota; Metazoa; Chordata; Actinopteri; Syngnathiformes; Syngnathidae
Biological process (GO): regulation of transcription by RNA polymerase II
Cellular component (GO): nucleus
Molecular function (GO): RNA polymerase II cis-regulatory region sequence-specific DNA binding; DNA-binding transcription activator activity, RNA polymerase II-specific
Source: RefSeq, a predicted model, not a curated record